CGGGCGGCCCAGCCGGGCGGCGGCAGAUGCACCCAGCAGUGGCAGCCGCCGGCGGCGCACAGGUGACCGGCCUGCGGCUCAGCCUGGUCAGGGAGCGCCCGGGGAGUGCUGGCUGGAGAGGAAGACUGAUCCGCCCCCAGCGCGCGCGUGUCUCGGCGCCAGGAGCCGUCCCGGGGCGUGUUGGCGAGAGCUGAUAUAGAUAUAAGGACAUUUCUCUCCAUGGCGUCACGUGACAUAAUUACCACCAGAAUCAAUCAAGAUGAAUUGCACGUCAGCGCCCGGUGGGGAUUUUUGCUUAGUUGAUCCUGGCCCAAGCCUCUUGUGCAAUCGAUGGCUCAGGUUGGCGGCGCGGGGAGCGGCCCGGGGCUCGCCGGCGCGCACGCCGCGGAGCCAUGAACGACUUUGAUGAGUGCGGCCCGAGCGCAGCCAGCAUGUACCUGCCCGGCUGCGCGUACUAUGUGGCCCCGUCGGACUUCGCCAGCAAGCCGUCGUUCCUAUCGCAACCGUCGUCCUGCCAGAUGACUUUCCCCUACUCUUCCAACCUGGCGCCGCACGUCCAGCCCGUGCGCGAAGUGGCCUUCCGCGACUACGGCCUGGAGCGCGCCAAGUGGCCGUACCGCGGCAGCAGCGGCGGCGGCGCGGGGGGCGGCGGCGGCGGGGGCGGCCCCGUGGCCCCGCAGCGGUCCCGGAAAAAGCGCUGUCCCUACACCAAGUACCAGAUCCGGGAACUGGAACGCGAGUUUUUCUUUAACGUGUACAUAAACAAAGAGAAAAGACUCCAACUCUCUCGGAUGCUCAACCUCACUGACCGGCAAGUCAAAAUCUGGUUCCAGAAUCGCAGAAUGAAAGAAAAGAAACUGAACAGAGACCGUCUGCAAUAUUUCACUGGAAACCCCUUAUUUUGAGAGCUCCAGGAAGCACCCCUCUUCCCGAGCCCCAC
Molecule: messenger RNA, 940 nt
Organism: Ailuropoda melanoleuca (giant panda)
Lineage: Eukaryota; Metazoa; Chordata; Mammalia; Carnivora; Ursidae
Gene: HOXD11
Product: homeobox D11
Exons: 2
Coding region: 393-905 (170 amino acids)
Biological process (GO): regulation of transcription by RNA polymerase II; anatomical structure development
Cellular component (GO): nucleus
Molecular function (GO): DNA-binding transcription factor activity, RNA polymerase II-specific; RNA polymerase II cis-regulatory region sequence-specific DNA binding
Source: RefSeq, a predicted model, not a curated record